CGUCUUAGCUGGACACUUCACUUGGACGAAGCCAAACUGGCAAGAUUACAAAGUCGAACAUCCUACUGUCGUUAGGCAUGUGAAACGUUUGCAGGAACUGGGUCUUAGAGAUCCUUGGGUGAGAAAUUAUGUCUGGGUUUAUUCGCCGCGCAUUUUCAAAACGCCUUGGCAAAUGUGCAAAAGUUGCUUUUUUAAUCGGCUGCCCCAUGGUUUUGCGAUCGCAGUAUUAUACACAAUUGGACAGUCAGCUUUUUUGAAGUGGUAUAAUGAGAAUGGGUAUGGCGAAGCUCACCUCUUCACUUGUCUCCAAGACCCGAAAAAUUUGGCGUCGUCCAUUAGUGAUCCGGUUUGGGAGUACUUGAAUGGUGGUCGAGAUGCUUCACCGCCGGGUGUGAUUCGAUUCCGAUGUUCCGGAGUGUCUGCGCUUCUCCCC
Hydatigera taeniaeformis is the source of this 433-nucleotide messenger RNA. Lineage: Eukaryota; Metazoa; Platyhelminthes; Cestoda; Cyclophyllidea; Taeniidae. The record is from the annotation of a GenBank genome assembly.